Symsagittifera roscoffensis is the source of this 2569-nucleotide messenger RNA. RefSeq lists its product as uncharacterized. Gene Ontology annotation, molecular function: zinc ion binding. Lineage: Eukaryota; Metazoa; Xenacoelomorpha; Acoela; Convolutidae. The record is from RefSeq and is a predicted model, not a curated record.
CUACUUUUAGUUAUUAACAAGAUAUUAAAGCUUCUUUUGCCAGGUCCUUUUCCAAAUCCCAGCCCAUAAGGCCAAAGCAUCUGUCAGAAGCUGGACCAAAUUGAAUCUUCUGCUCGCAAAGUCCCCAUACCAGAAGAGAAUUAGUGUCACUGCUGUCGUUUAACUACUAUGGAGACACUUAGACGCAUACCUCUAUGUGGUGUGGACGAUGACACUUCAGUUGAGUGUCGCGGGUGCACUAAUACUUUCCAUUACACGGAGGACACAUUUGAGAUUCCAUGUGGGCAUUGUCUUUGUAGGAAAUGUGCAAUACAGCUCGCUUCAAAGACGAAUCAGCAAUGCCCAGACGAGCAUUGCUUAAGUCGUAAGUUGCGGCCAAGUCAACGUGCUGCAAUUAAACUCAAAUUCACGGACUACCCAAUCAGACCCGGAUUUGCUCUGGACAACAACGCAAUGGUUUUGCCACCUCCAGAACAAGAAAGGCCGAACACAGCUUCAACAGUGGCUUCUUCGAUCCGGUCGCAUUAUGAAUUCGCCUCAAUCGUUUACUGUGAAAAACACCCAACUUCAACUAUUCGCUACUAUUGCCACAUCUGUAAAGUGGAGCUAUGUGACAAGUGCUGGCUGACCGAACACGACGAAGAUGACAAUCGGAAACAACAUGAUGUCGGGCACAUCAAAGUCAAUAUUCAGCCGCAGAAAGAGAUUCAGACGAGAGUUGUUGAAAACAGGAAAGACUGUCAAAAAUUGGCUCGGAUUUUAGAAGAUUGGACAGCGAUAGUUCGACAAGCACAGGAGGCCGAAAAUAUGCAAAAGGAUGUUUUGAAAGCGACCACUGCAAACCAACUUGAGCAGAAAUCAAGCAAGGUCCGCAGUUUUGUUCAAAAUCACAUCACGGAUGUGCGCAAGUUCAAAGAAAAUAUUUUGAAUGAGUUGGAAGAACUUGAAAGACAACAAAGAGGGAUAUUUGGGGAUGCUGUUGACUACGAUAUCGAUAGAUUAUCGAUUUGUAGUUCCUCGACGCUUGACGGCGGAGACUUCAGCAGAGGCAAGAGUCCAGUCUCAGAGGAUAGUUCAGAGGGCGCAGUUGGAGGAGGUAGCGAUGGACAGGUUAGUCCAGUUCAAGGGAAUGAAAAAGUGGCUUCGAAGAGAGGACAAAAGAGAGAGUUGGUACGAGUUACACAGAGUGCGAUUGGAGAUGAGAAGUUUGGUUAUAUAUUGAGGGCUGUGUACAACAGUGCUACAAAAGAAGUGAUUAUUUUUCACCAUUCCGGUGAAAUAACAGUGUUUAGUCCAAGCGUGCCAAAUGGGAAGUUUGAAAAGAAAAAGCAGAUGAAGUUGAAAGAAUCAAAUAAAGAAUAUUUGUGGGAUAUUGCACUAGACAGCAAUAACUGUCUCUAUGGUGUGAUUAAGAAUAGGAAACGCCAAAUGAGCAGAGUGGCACUUCUGGACAUAACGGACAAUGAAAUGAUCAAGGAGAGAAACGAACUACUCGACACUGAAGGACUCCUCAAUGGACAACGUGUACAUUGGAGUUUGUGUUCUGUCGGCGAGAUUGUGGCUGUGGUAGUGUAUGAUGGGAGAAAAGAAGAACCCGAGGAGUGGGAAAUCAACAAUGUGACUUUGUAUCGCAGUCUCAUCCGACAACAAACUGUUCUACUUAAUAUCAGAUCAAUUUUACCGGUAGUUUUCAAGACAUUUGUGUUUGUGAAUGAGAACACACUGCUUCUAAACUGUGCUUUGAGUGAAAGUAAAAUAGCAGUGGUGUCUCUGCCUCAACAACAAACUACAGCAAAUACAGAAUUAAGAGCAAAAACAUCUGCACAAUCGUCAACUUCAACUUCAAACUCAUCUCAUCAACUACGGCCGAAAUCCAUCAAGUAUAUUGACCUCUUUGGCAUGGAUUGUUUAAUUCCAUUAGUUUGGCUACCGUCGGGAGAAUGCGUGUCUCCAGAAACUGCAGAAGGCUACUUGUUUGCUUCAAAUAGCCUACACUCUUUUGUUUACAAAAUGAAUUUUGAAAAAGAUAUGUCGGAGGUGGCUGAAGGAGAGAAGAAAAGAAUUGACCCAAUCGAAGAAAAAGGUAAAGUUUAUGAUACAGUAAUAUGGUGUUCCAUUGAUAGCUCAACACUAUUCGCAUCUACUAAACUAGACGGAAAGCCAAAGCUUCUACAUUUAGAGUACAAGACACAUUGAGUUUUUUCUAUUAUUUGAUCAUAAUUUACAAUAACAAUGUUGUUAUAUAACAAUCAAAGGAGAAUUUCGAUAACUGAAUGUUGGUUUAUCAUAUGAUUAUCAAAUCAGUUUCGAGAUAUUUGAGCUAAAUAAGAAAAUAUGUUUGUGCUUUUAACCUGUUUGAAAUUGCUCUCAAAUCAAAGAGACUAUUAAUCCUUAAUCCUUUUCAUCUGAUUUCGCCUCUCUUUAUUUUCGGAGCUAUUCAUUUACUGUUUUUUUUUUAGAUUAGCUAGCAAGUCAGUCACAGUUCCUUCAGGGACAGAAUAUGUACAGAUUAUGUUAUAAGAGUUUGACUGUAGUUUUAUUAGCUUGAUGACAGACUUUGUAAAUUAAA